Paramecium octaurelia is the source of this 954-nucleotide messenger RNA. The record is from the annotation of a GenBank genome assembly. Lineage: Eukaryota; Ciliophora; Oligohymenophorea; Peniculida; Parameciidae.
AUGAAAAUUCAAAUCUUUUUAAUUCUUCUUUAUUAUUGCUAUUCGCGAUGUGCCUUCACAGUGGAUGAAAAUGACAAGCCAAUAGAAACUGAUAGGGAUCCUGAAAUAAUAGGGACUGUGGAAGCAUGUCCCUUUUUUUCUGAUCAACCAGUCUGUUGCACAAGAAGUUAAGACCGAUCAAUGAUUAAGGAUUUCAAGUCUUUGGAUGCCACCUUUGGAAAUGAUGGAGGAGGUUGUGAUAUGUAUAAGGUUUAAAUAUCAAAAUAGAUGUGGUUCAAAUAUGAAGAGAUUCUGGUGCCAUUAUACAUGUUCCCCAAAUCAAAGCGAAUUCAUGAAAAUCUCUGGGAGAUAGAAUAUGACUGACCCUCUAAACUCUUCUAAGAUCAUAGAAGUGUAAAUGGUAACCUUAGAAGUCCAUCCACAAAUAGCAUGUGUAAUAAAUAAUAUUAUUAAAUUAUACAUAGGAGGUUUUUUCCUCAUGCAAAAGAACUUCAUUUGCAACUCAGGUUUCUGCCAUGGCCAGUCCAGGAGGAUUCUUUACUUUUCAAGGAGAAUAAGCAGUGUAUAGAUAUAUAUCUAACUUAAAGUGGUGAAGGAGGAUAGUAUAUUAAAGUUGAAUUUUAAGAAUCCAAUUCGCUUUACUUUGAAGACAUUUGGUCUUGUAAUCACAAUUAUAGCCGCACUACUGAGGAUGAGACAGGUAUUCAUUAUUGGGAUGACUUUGGAUAUGAAUUACAUGGAGAAUGUGGGUGUAACACUUGUGAAAAUAGUUGUUAAUCGGACAAAAUAUUGUAUGAACCGCCAGGGAUAUUAUAUGGAUUCGAAGGCACUUAUAUAUUGUUUGCUUGGGGAUGGGCUAUUUUGUUGUCUUUGGCAAUUACUAUAAUUAGGAGGUGCCAACAAAAAAAAUUUGAAUUGAGUGACUUGGAAGAAUAGAAACAAAUUCUUGGUUGA